AUGGCAUCCAAUUGGCUUCCUGCUCCUCCACCGUCCUCCAUCGCUCCUCCACCGUCCUCCAUCGCUCCUCCACUUUCUAUUUUCUCUCUUCCACCACCUCCCGCCUCGCCUCAACACUCUCCUCCGCAACAUCUCGCGCAUUCUGGGGUAACGAAGCAAGAAAGGAAGCUUUUAUGCAGAUUAAUCGACUGUCGAAAACUCUCUCCAGAAGCGUGUUUACAUGCAUCACGGAAUGAACGAUUGCCUGUAAGAGCAGUACUGCAAGUCCUGUUUUCAGAACAGAACAAGAUAACCCGACAACUGGAAUGGAGCGGCUCGUUAUAUACGGAUAGAAGCCCAAACUCUAAUAAGAUAGAGGAGUUGGGCCGAUGCCACUCGAAAAUAGAGGUUUCAGCCCAACAUAUGGAGAUCAAGAGGUUGAAGGAAGAUGUUGUCAGACUUCAGAACCAGAUAAACAUGAUGCAGAAUCAGAUUGAGAAAGUUGGUGAGAAGAAGAAAGGGUUUUUUAGGUGGAAGAAGAUUUUAAUUCCUAGUUCAAGUACUAGUGUUGCAGAUGUAGGAAAGAGGGAUUUUGAGGAAGUUGGGUUUGGAAGACAUACCCCACUUAAUAAGGGUAAGACCUCACAUAGAUGGAGGAAAUCUCUUUCUUGA
Molecule: messenger RNA, 651 nt
Organism: Spinacia oleracea (spinach)
Lineage: Eukaryota; Viridiplantae; Streptophyta; Magnoliopsida; Caryophyllales; Amaranthaceae
Product: root phototropism protein 3-like
Exons: 2
Coding region: 1-651 (216 amino acids)
Source: RefSeq, a predicted model, not a curated record